Molecule: messenger RNA, 2346 nt
Organism: Chironomus riparius
Lineage: Eukaryota; Metazoa; Arthropoda; Insecta; Diptera; Chironomidae
Source: the annotation of a GenBank genome assembly
AAAUAACUGGAGUAUUUAUUGGAUAAAAUUUUAAAUUGGACUUGACUGCAUAAAGAUGUUUUAUGCUCAUAUUGUAUUAGCUAAGAAAGGUCCGUUGAGUCGGAUAUGGCUUGCAGCACAUUGGGAUAAGAAAUUGACGAAAGCUCAUGUAUUUGAGACGAAUAUUGAACAAUCCGUUGACGGCAUUUUACAGCCUAAAGUGAAAUUAGCUCUAAGAACAUCAGGGCAUUUACUUCUUGGUGUUGCACGAAUUCAUUCUAGAAAAGCGAAAUAUUUACUUGCUGACUGCAAUGAAGCAUUUGUUAAGAUUAAGAUGGCUUUUCGUCCAGGAAUGGUCGAUUUACCAGAAGAACAUCGUGAAGCAGCUGUUAAUGCAAUCACAUUGCCAGAAGUUUUCCAUGAUUUUGAUACGGCACUUCCAGAGCUUAAUGAUGUGGACAUUGAAGCUCAAUUUUCUAUAAAUCAAUCAAGAGCUGAUGAGAUUACAAUGAGAGAGGAUUAUGGCUCAUUGCCAAUGAACAUGCAUGAUGACGGUUUUGGUGAAAUCGGUUUUGACGGAGCUGAUUUAGUCCGAGAUGGAUUGAAUCCAACAAUUGAUGAUGAUUUAUUUUCGGACACUAUCGGAACACAAGGACCUGAUAUUGAUCAACCCAAGGAAGACUCACGCACAAUGCUGACACAUCCAUUAGAUGACGACUUUGGAGAUGAUUUUGGCGAGUCUGGAGGUUUAUUUGAAGGAGACAUUUUUGCCGAUCCACCAACUACUUUAGAUGAAACAUCAGCACCAAUAAAUCAAGGAAAUAUGACAUCAAGAACGGACGAUGAUUCUGAGGAUGAUGGAGGACAUUUUGAUGGUGGUGCAUCUCCUGCUUUAUCAAGUACGAGUUCAAGACCACCAUCUACAAUUGGAGCACCUUUAACGAUGAAUCCAUUUAGUACUGAUGGACCACCGAGUUUUUUGAAUGAUAUAACUCAACAGCCAGGAACAAGUAAGGAUCUAAUAAACGAUAUUGAUGAAGCAGAGAAAAAUAUGGUACAAGAGGAAGAAUCAUUUGCAUUGGCACCAAUCGAUGCAUCGGCAUUAAAAGGAGUCACAAAGGCAAAACGUAAGCGAAAAUUGAUUAUUGAUGAAGUUAAGAAUAUAUCUGGGGAGGAGAUGAAGGCACAAUUAGCAAAUACAGCAGAUAUAAUUACAUCGCUAGAUUUGGCACCUCCUACAAAACGUCUUAUGAACUGGAAAGAAACGGGUGGUGUUGAAAAACUCUUUGCACUUCCUUCCCGACUACUUCCUGCACGAGCAUUAUCGAAAAUCUAUCAAAUGAAUCUUGUAUUUACGACCGGUAUUAUUGAAGAUUUCUCAAGUUUGGGACCUGCUGAUAUUCUUGCAUUAGAUACACAUAUCCUUGAGCCAGUUUCAGAAUCGCCAUCAAAGAGAGGACGGAAACGAAAGAAUCCAGACGAAACGGAUAUUAGUGAUUUGUCACUACCCGAACCGCUAAGAGAUAUUGCUGACUUACCUCCUCAAACUCCAGCACCAAUUGAAUUAAAGGGUGAUCUCGGAUUGGAUACAAGUCAAUCAUUUGUAAAUGAAUUAAUGCCCCCACCACCAUCAAUAGCAAGUCCAAGACAAUCAAUGAUGAGUAUUCCUGAAAUGACAAGUCCGCCUACACCUCAUAUUCCAGUCAUUCCAAUGACACCUGGAAAUUUAACGCACGGACUCGAUGAAAAUAGUCCUAUGUUGAGCGAUCCAGCACUUAAUAAUUUGGACACAAUACCAAACUUAAAUGCCGAGACAGUCAGUUCAAUUCUUGACGGUACAAAUGGAAUGGAUCAACAUUUUGCUAAUAUGGGAUAUGAUGCACAAGCCUCACCUUCGGGUGGGAUAUCUGAAAGAAUAGCAAAUGAUUGGACUGAUUAUGAUUAUCCAGCAUCAGUUGGACAAACUGGAGAUGAACAGAUGGUGGACGAAUCAAUAGAACAAUUCGAGGAACGUGUAUUGAACAAACGUGCUGCACAAUUAUUCGUUAACAUUAGAACGAAGCUUCAGAAGCAAGAUAAAAUCUUUUUAUCGGAUAUGACAUACAGGAACACGAAGAAACAAGCUGCACAAAAAUUCUACUCACUACUCGUAUUAAAGAAAUUUCAAAUGCUAGACAUCGAUCAGGAGCGACCGUUUGCAGACAUUGUGUGCUCGCGAGGCGAUGCAUUUGACGAUAAUAAAACACUGUAAAUAGCUUUGUACCUAAAGAAAGUUUCUACUUAUUAUAUAUGGAAUGUGAUGCUACUUUCACAACUUCUACGUUCAGGAGAUGAAAAGAAAAGCAAGAAAAGUGUACAAAUUUAUAU